AUGAGCGACAACGAAAUUGCAGACAAACACGGCAAUAUUAUCCAUCAAGGCGAUUAUGUCGCUACCAGAAUUCGCGGCGGAACGCACGAAGGAAAUGUGGAAGAAAUUAUCACAGACCAGCAACGAGCGGAUGAACUAAACGUGAGAAACCCACCGAAGGUUCGCUUCGAGAACAAGAACGGUAAAAUGGUGGCACAUAAUCCUGGCACAUUGGAGAUCGAGAACGACAAAACCGAAUGA
This is a messenger RNA of Penicillium mononematosum, 240 nucleotides long. Its product is annotated as hypervirulence associated TUDOR domain-containing protein. The transcript is spliced from 3 exons. Bases 1 to 240 code for a protein of 79 amino acids. The record is from RefSeq and is a predicted model, not a curated record. Lineage: Eukaryota; Fungi; Ascomycota; Eurotiomycetes; Eurotiales; Aspergillaceae.